GCGGACACUUCUGCGAGGGGGACACGGAGUGGAUUUCGUCUGCGGGGAAGUUAGGGCAACAGAGAGGAGUGCAAACCCACUGACGCUGCUGAGCCCACUGAAAGGCCCCCGACGCCGCUCCACCUCCUCCUCCGCGCUUCUCUCAGGACUUCUCCAGGAAUCAUCAUCAGGCUGCCAGGACAGACUGACUGUCCGACACACUGUAGAGGCUGCUAUGUCUUGCUGAACUAACCACUCCUCUUGCAAAAUUCCCCAAAACAGAGAUUGUGUGUGCGUGAGAGAGAACAAGUGAGAGAGGAUAAAAGAGAGAGUGUGAUAGAGAGAGCCCAGACUGACGCUUCCAGCAGCAGCUAUGGCCCAAGAGAGCGCUGAGCUGUCCCACUGCUAGGCGAGGGGGCGUCCGAGAGGGCUGGAGACAUGUUGGGACAGAGGCCCGGGGACCACUGCACUGAAUCUUGUUACUAUAGCAACUACUGUAGUAACCAUGGAAACGCUAUGGAGGACCCUGGCCUGCACUGUCAUAGUCGCCAUGGUUGCCACCGAGGUCGCAGGAGGUCGCAGAGAUGAGGAGUCACAAGCUGCGUUCCUGUCCAGUCUAGGCCAGUAUGAGAUCGCCAUCCCAGUACGUGUAGGACCAGAUGGGGAGACCCUGGACACAGAAGAGCCUCCCCGCCACCAACGAAGGCGACGCAGCACUGAGGACAAGCCACCAGACACUCUCUUCUACCAGCUGUCCACACCACGUACCAACUUCCUGCUGAACCUGACGCUGCAGGGGGGGCUGCUGUCCCAGCAGUUCAGGGUGGAGUAUUGGAGGAGAGGCCGUUUAGCCUGGAGUCACCCCUACUCCCCCCACUGCCACUAUGUAGGACACGUCCAAGACCAGCUGCACUCCAGCAAAGUGGCCCUCAGCAACUGUAAUGGGCUGCAGGGGGUGAUUGUUGCAGGGGGAGAGGAGUACCUCAUUGAACCCCUGGUUUCACCGGAGAACGAGACCAAGACGGAGAGAGGGGAGAGGGCAGAGGGGCGCCCCCAUGUGGUUUACAAGCGGUCAUCACUCCGCCACCAGUACAUGGACCAGUCCUGUGGAGUCAUUGACGAGAAGCCGGGGAAGGGUGCGUCGUGGUGGCAGCGGACUCUGAAGACGCCCCCGCAUCACGUUGGUCGCGGCCAGCUGCCUCUGAAGCGUUCGGUCAGCCGGGAGCGCUACGUGGAGACACUGGUGGUAGCCGACAAGAUGAUGGUGGGUUACCAUGGUCGCAGAGACAUCGAGCAGUACAUCCUGGCUGUCAUGAAUAUUGUUGCCAAACUGUUCCAGGAUUCUAGCCUGGGGAAUGCAGUCAACAUUGUGGUGACACGGCUCAUCCUGCUUAUGGAAGACCAGCCAACACUAGAGAUCAACCACCAUGCCGGGAAGUCUUUGGACAGCUUCUGCAAGUGGCAGAAAUCCAUCCAGCACCGGAGCAGCUAUGGGAACGCCAUACCAGACAACGGGAUCGCUCACCAUGACACCGCCGUGCUCAUCACCAGGUACGACAUUUGCAUCUAUAAGAACAAGCCCUGUGGAACGCUAGGUUUGGCUCCUGUAGGAGGGAUGUGUGAGCCAGAGAGGAGUUGCAGCAUCAACGAGGACAUCGGCCUGGCAACGGCUUUCACUAUCGCCCAUGAGAUAGGACACACGUUUGGGAUGAACCAUGACGGUGUUGGGAAUGCCUGUGGCUCCCGCAGCCAGGAGACUGCCAAGCUGAUGGCUGCCCACAUCACCAUGAAGACCAACCCUUUUGUCUGGUCUGCCUGCAGCCGCGAUUACAUCACCAACUUCCUGGAUUCAGGUAUGGGCUCCUGUUUGAACAACAUCCCCCCCAAGCAGGAGUUUGUGUACCCCACCACAGCCCCAGGACAGGCCUACGACGCAGACGAACAGUGCCGCUUCCAGUACGGCGUCAAAUCACGACAGUGCAAAUAUGGGGAAGUCUGCAGUGAACUGUGGUGCAUGAGCAAGAGUAACCGUUGCAUCACCAGCAGCAUUCCCGCCGCGGAGGGAACCAUCUGCCAGACCAACACCAUAGAGAAAGGGUGGUGUUACAAGAGGGUGUGUGUGGCGUACGGGACGCGUCCUGAGGGUGUGGACGGCGGCUGGGGUCUGUGGUCGCCCUGGGAGGAGUGCAGCCGUACGUGUGGAGGCGGAGUCUCCUCCUCUGUCAGACACUGUGACAGCCCAAGGCCAACCAUUGGUGGAAAGUAUUGUCUCGGGGAGAGAAAGCGCUUCAGAUCCUGCAAUAUCGAUGAGUGCCCUGCAGGCUCACAGGAUUUCCGGGAGAUUCAGUGCUCCGACUUCGACAGCGUUCCUUUCCGGGGAAAAUUUUACACCUGGAAGCCGUACAGAGGGGGUGGGGUGAAGUCCUGCUCUCUCAACUGCCUGGCAGAAGGAUACAACUUCUACACAGAGCGCGCUCCAGCGGUGGUGGAUGGCACGCCUUGCCGAGAUGACUCUCUGGAUGUGUGUGUAAAUGGAGAGUGUAAGCACGUGGGCUGCGAUCGCAUCCUCGGCUCGGACGUGCGCGAGGACCGCUGCCGGAUCUGCGGGGGUGACGGGAGCAGCUGUGAGGCCAUCGAGGGAGUCUUCAACGACUCACUGCCUGAAGGAGGUUAUGAGGAGGUGGUCAGAAUCCCAAAAGGAUCCGUGUUCAUCCACAUUCAAGAGCUCAAUGUCUCCCUCAACUACCUGGUGCUGAAGAGUAAAGGUGACCAGUUCUUUAUCAAUGGGAAGCUGACCAUCGACACACCCCGCAGGUUCGACGUGGCCGGGACCACCUUCCACUACCGACGGCCCACAGAUGGACCCGAAACCCUCGAGGCUCUGGGGCCCACAAACAUGACCCUCAUUGUCAUGGUCCUGGUCAGGGAGGAAAACCCAGGGAUCCACUAUCGUUUCAACCCACCAGUCAACAGGGAUCCUCUGAGCGGCUUUGCCUGGCACUACACCUCUUGGUCCCGCUGCUCAUCUCUCUGUGCUGGAGGUGUGCAGAUCCAGCAGGUGGUGUGUAAGAAGCAGGCAGACCAUUCAGUCGUCUACAACCACUUCUGCGACAAGAAGAGCAAACCCAAAGAGAAGAGAAGAGCCUGCAAUUCUGAGCCGUGCUCCCCAACCUGGUGGACAGGCGAGUGGUCGGAGUGCAGCCGCAGCUGCAAUGGCGGCCUGCGCACACGGGAGGUUUUAUGCAAAAGGAGGAUCUCGGCCACAGAGGAGAAGAUCCAAGACGACUCGGCCUGUAGCCCCCCGCGACCUCCCCUCACUGAGCCCUGCAGCAACCACACCUGCCCCCCCGAAUGGCUGGCCCUGGACUGGUCAGAGUGCACCCCCAGCUGUGGCCCGGGCUACAGGCACCGUGUGAUCCUGUGUAAGAGCGGGGAGAGCGGUGACACGCUGCCAGAGUCUGAGUGCCCCAAGCAUGGCCGGCCCACCUCUAGGGUGCGCUGUAACCUGCAGCGCUGCCCGCCCCCUCAGUGGGUGACAGGUCCCUGGGGAGAGUGCUCUGCCCGCUGUGGUCUGGGACAGGAGAUGCGAUCUGUGCAGUGUCUGACGCACACCGGCCAGCCGUCCAAUGAGUGUCUGGAACAUCAGCGGCCAGCGGCCAUGCAGCAGUGCAAGAGCAAAUGUGACCUCAGUCUGCCCGUCAGUACAGACAACCCUGAAGAGUGUAAAGAUGUGAACACUGUGGCCUACUGCCCCCUGGUGCUCAGGUUCAAGUUCUGCAGCCGACCUUACUUCAGACAGAUGUGCUGCAAGACCUGCCAGGGACACUGACCUGGUGACCCAGAAACUCACAGCCUCCCCGCUCGGGUCCCACACCCACACCGACCCCCCCAAAACCCUCCCACUGAGCCUCGAACCAGCAGCCCCUUACACUGCUUCCAGCAGAGGUUGUUGUAAGGCCCAUCUGGGACACUACACCCCGUCCCAUAACGGCCCUAAAUCCAGCCCAGCCCAGAUGUCUCUCCAAGCCCAGAACCAAGGCUGCGCUGGGCCAAAACAGCUUCAGCUGAGUUACACAUUCCUCAGGAGGGAGGGCUGCUGCUGACACACGGAGAGAGAGAGAGAGACACAGAGAAAGAGAAAGAGAAGGAAUGUUUUUUAAUCCUCCUCUGUUAGGGCGAACCGAUAAUCUGCAUCUCUCUCCCUCUGGUCUUCUCUCUCUGUCUCUCUCUCCCGCCCCUCUCCAUUCUCUCUCUCUCUCUGUCAUAAACUCUCCCUCUGAUGUAAUAUUUUGGUGCUACUACAUUUUAUAAUGGCUGCAGGACUGGUCGCAGUACUCUGUUCAUUUGAGUUCCACUUGUAGUCUUGUUGCUUGAGUGGCCCCAAAGGUUAGCCUGGUUUUUCAAGCCU
Messenger RNA from Myripristis murdjan (pinecone soldierfish), 4387 nucleotides. RefSeq names its product ADAM metallopeptidase with thrombospondin type 1 motif, 10 (gene adamts10). Gene Ontology annotation, molecular function: metalloendopeptidase activity. The coding region runs from base 485 to 3808 and encodes 1107 amino acids. The record is from RefSeq and is a predicted model, not a curated record. Gene Ontology annotation, biological process: extracellular matrix organization; proteolysis. The transcript has 26 exons. Gene Ontology annotation, cellular component: extracellular matrix. NCBI's taxonomy places the organism in Eukaryota, Metazoa, Chordata, Actinopteri, Holocentriformes, Holocentridae.